CUACUACUAAUGAUAGUCAUUAUCUAUCUAUAGAACAAUCAAUCUAUUUGGAAGUGGUUCAAGUACUGUUUAUAGACUAAAUGUGGCCAAGUUAUAUGAGAGGGCAAGGGCCAGGGGUGCAGUGUUGAACGUUAAACAAAGGUUCCAUGAAGGAAUUGUGUCCCAUAAACCAUCAGUUCGUGAAAUGAAUGCAUGUGGCCUGUAGCCUAAAAUGGGUUGCUUUAUGGCGGAAGUGCCCGAAUACUGUCUUGAUAGUCGACAAUGUGCUCCAGUAGGUAGGCUGAGUGUAAUGUUUGUAACCAAUCAUAAUGUACCAUUGCAUUUGCGGGGCGUACACGUUGGUGACUAGAGGAAGUGAGAAAUUGAUCAGUGUAUCCAAAGGGUUUAUCAUGUCACAUUCAUCCUAGCUUCUUUAACCGGCAUGUAUUGCGAACUAUUAUUUUAAACAAGUGAUUAAUUGCCUACUUUGCUAAUAUUGUCUUCCACGGAACUACGAUAACAAACGUAUUGCAGCGAUGGGGGAGGUAGAGUUAUCCUGCCUGGCCUAUGUGAAGAUGUAUCUACACUCUUGCCUGUUUCCCCGGUGCAGCGUUAACGGCCUGCUGUUAUCAUCCAGUCCAGUAGGGGGUCCUCUAUGUGUUACAGACUGUGUGCCUCUUCUCCACUCGCACCUGCCACUGGCACCCAUCACACAGGUCGCCCUCACACAGGUGGAUGUUUGGUGUGCACAGACACAGCAGAGGAUUGUGGGAUACUAUCAAGCAAAUGCUUGUGUAUCAGAUAGCAGUCCAACACCUUGUGCCUUGAAGAUAGCAGACAAGAUUGCUGAGCAGUGUAGUGGUGCAGUACUGCUUAUGAUUGAUGGGGCCAAAAUGUCUCAAGGAUACAGGGUGCCUCCCAUAGUGAUGUAUGAGCGCAAAGACUCCCGCUGGACACUGAAGGACAAACACAUGAUAAUGCUGAGACAGUGGGAGGAGACUCGUUCAGUAGCCAAUCAGCUGCUUGACUCAGGAGACCACACGCUUUUGGUGGAUUUUGACAGUCAUUUGGAUGACAUAACAAAGGACUGGACCAAUCAAAAACUGAAUGCCAAAAUAGCAGAACUGGCCUCUCCUGUCAAUGGGAACGUGUGACUUGAUGAACGGGUGUAACAACAGACAUUAAAUAAACCUCAUGAAAAAACUAAUGUGAAAUGUUCUGAAAAACAACUGCUAUUUUAAAAUGUUUUUUUUUUUUCAUUUUUUCCUCCAUUGAUUAGAUUUGUGCUAAUAUACUGUUUGUUGUAAUGCAUUAACAGAGGCUGUUUGUUCCAUCUGAAAUACUUUGUAUUAUAUUUGAACUAAACACACUGAAGAACUGUCAAUGAACAAUUAUGUUUUGGAUAAAUAACAAAAAAUCCUAGUUCUCUGUGCCUUUUAAUAAAACUAGCAAUUGUUGCAGUGGUAAUUAGUAAGUACACAAUAUGAGACCAAACUUGAUCUACAGACUCCCUUGUGUAACUGUACAUAUAGACAUCUGUUUAAGUCUGCUUUUAAUCUACAUUUUGACCAACAAAUAGAGUCUUGUUUUCUUCCCACAUGCUGGAAGGGUCUGACUGGAUUAUAUCUCACAAUUUAAGAGGAUGGAACUGAGCACUCAGGUAUUCCGCUACCUGUGAGAGUGACAAACAGGGGAAUUCCUACAGAGAAAACACAAUUUCAGUACCAUAACACAAUGUUAAAUCUCCUGUGGUAGUGGAUAUGGGGUAUCACACAAUGGCCUCCAACCACUAGCACAAGGAAUUCAACAUCUGGUCCUGUAUUUGAAAUCUGCUUUAUUUAUUUUAAAUAGUACAGAUUAAAUUUGAAGCAAAGGUUUACCUACAUAAUUUCACCAAAUCACCUUGUGAUAUCCUCUUGUCCUCUUAUAUUAAUAAUAAAAUAUAAAAAAAGAA
Clupea harengus (Atlantic herring) is the source of this 1933-nucleotide messenger RNA. RefSeq names its product ER membrane protein complex subunit 9 (gene emc9). NCBI's taxonomy places the organism in Eukaryota, Metazoa, Chordata, Actinopteri, Clupeiformes, Clupeidae. The record is from RefSeq and is a predicted model, not a curated record. Gene Ontology annotation, cellular component: EMC complex.